This is a messenger RNA of Sturnus vulgaris (Common starling), 1233 nucleotides long. It is a transcript of the gene HRH3, whose product is annotated as histamine receptor H3. Gene Ontology annotation, biological process: adenylate cyclase-inhibiting G protein-coupled acetylcholine receptor signaling pathway; chemical synaptic transmission; G protein-coupled receptor signaling pathway, coupled to cyclic nucleotide second messenger. Gene Ontology annotation, cellular component: dendrite; synapse; plasma membrane. The record is from RefSeq and is a predicted model, not a curated record. Gene Ontology annotation, molecular function: G protein-coupled acetylcholine receptor activity; G protein-coupled serotonin receptor activity; histamine receptor activity. Lineage: Eukaryota; Metazoa; Chordata; Aves; Passeriformes; Sturnidae.
CUGAACGGCUCGGCCGCCGCCGGCCGCUUCGCCGCCGCGGGCACGGCAGCGCUGGGAGCGCUCAUGGCCCUGCUCAUCGCCGUCACCGUGGCGGGCAACGCGCUGGUGAUGCUGGCCUUCGUGGCGGACUCCAGCCUGCGCACCCAGAACAACUUCUUCCUCCUCAACCUGGCCAUCUCGGAUUUCCUCGUAGGCGCCUUCUGCAUCCCGCUGUACGUGCCCUAUGUGCUGACAGGGAGAUGGAUCUUCGGGAGAAGCCUCUGCAAACUCUGGCUGGUGGUUGAUUACUUGCUGUGCACCUCCUCGGUCUUCAACAUCGUGCUAAUAAGCUACGACAGAUUCCUCUCGGUGACAAGAGCGGUCGCCUACAGAGCCCAGCAAGGCAACACCAGGCAAGCGGUGCUGAAGAUGGUGAUGGUGUGGGUGUUGGCAUUCCUGCUGUACGGACCUGCCAUUAUCAGCUGGGAGUACAUAUCAGGCCAGAGCAUCAUCCCCGUCGGGGAGUGCUACGCUGAGUUCUUCUACAACUGGUAUUUCCUCAUGACAGCCUCCACGCUGGAGUUUUUCACCCCUUUCAUCAGCGUGAUGUUUUUCAACCUAAGCAUUUACCUGAACAUACAGAAGCGCACCAAAAUGCGCCUGGAUGUUUUCCACGAAGUGCACAACCAGUCCUUCACUGAAGAGAUGGAAAGGAGCCGAGAGGCAAAGCUUUCUCUGAAAUGCUGUAAGUGGGAGCAGAAGGAGUCAGCUGAAACCCUCGACCUCUCUAAGAGCAAAGCUCAACCAGCAGCUUCCAAUUCCAGCCUGGAUGCCAAAGACCUGCUGGCAACAAGCUCGGAGAGCUCCAGGAAACCCGAGUGUUGCAACAAGAAGAGCUGUAAAAAUUCAGCCUCCACUCUGCCCUCAGAGGUGAAGAUUGUGUCCCAGAGCACAACUCAACGCUUCAGGCUCUCUAGGGACAAGAAAGUGGCCAAAUCACUGGCAAUCAUUGUGGGCAUUUUUGGGAUUUGCUGGGCACCCUACACUCUCCUGAUGAUCAUCCGUGCUGGCUGCCAUGGCCAAUGCAUCUCUGAGUUCUGGUAUGAGACUUCUUUUUGGCUGCUGUGGAUCAACUCAGCUGUCAAUCCUGUCCUAUACCCUCUCUGCCACUCCAGCUUCAGAAGGGCUUUUAUUAAACUCCUUUGUCCCAAGAAGCUGAAGAUUCAGCCUCACUAUGCCCUUCAGAACUACUGA